CACCUGGCUUAAACAUCCCGCCCAUCACCUUGUUUGGUAACCACGCCACCUCGGAGCCCUGGAGAACGAAACUGGAGUGUGAUCUCGAACUGCAGUGAGCACCCGACAUCUCUGUGCGCCGCUUUGUAUCUUUCACCUCAUCAUCGUCUGCCCGGACCACUCGAGUCGUCACCCAACCAGAACCCGCAAGUCUUUGUUUUAUCAACACUACUCCGCGAUUCCCUGAUUCGGCCUUGAAUCCCAGUCUCCUCACUGCGCGUUUCCACCAACUCAUAGUAUUCUGGAUUUGUCGCUCCUCCUUCGCGCGGCAUGGCGGGCCCCAUCAGCGACGCCGACUUCGCGACCCCAUCCUACCUCCAAGCAUUCCGGUCCGUCUCGUCCAUAAGUAAGAUCGAUGAAGGAUACUCGGAGGAUACCAGAAGCCAGAGCGGGAGCGAUCUGGUUCUGAGGAUGGAUACCAGGUUAGGCGACGGCGAGGAUGUCGGGAUGGACACCCAUUAUCCUCUGCCCGAAUGGGUCCUGAAUAUGAGCGAAAGCGACCGGAGCGAGUUCGCGUAUGCUAUCCUUCGUUCCCUGCGCACGUCGUCAAUAGCAGGCAUAGUAGAGAAACUGAACCCCCUUCUACACCUCGACCCGGUCUUACACCUCCCUCCGGAGAUAACCUUCCAUAUCUUCUCAUAUCUUAGUCCCGAGACGCUGUUGCGCGCCUCCACAUUAUCCAAGGCCUGGCGGGCGCGGGUCAUGGACAGUCCUCUCUGGAGGCUGCUCUUCCGCUUGGAGGGCUGGAAUUCCGACUUCGCCCAAGUGCGCGCUUUUGAAGAGGCUGAGAGAGUACGGCGAGCGAAUCUGAAGGAAAAGAAGACCAGGCCACGGACCACCGAAGAUACCGACUCCGACAAGCCCUCAACCAAGAAGCGGCAUUGCCAAAAGCCUUCAUUACUGGAGAGAACCGAGACGGACAGCAGCGUAAGGGCGAGGAUGGAACCCAUGUCUCUCGAUGGCUCCAGUGACGGCCCUCCCAACUGGGCUGAGCAGCAUCAUGCCGUGGAGGCGGAUGAAGGUCCAUCAAAAGCGGAUGAUGCCAUGGAAGGCGUUACCUAUGUGUCCGAACCAACCGGAGGUGUUCCACUAUCGCCAUUGGAAAGCAUACGUCGAAAGAAGACGACGACGGAGAUCGAUGAGGAUGUAGCCGCAACAACUCCAGUGAUAUCAGAUGCCCUUGAUCCUCCUGUCCGCCCAACCUUAUUCCUUCCCUCGAGCACGGAGCCCAAAAUCAACUGGCAAUACCUAUAUAAGCAAAAGAGACGCUUAGAAGAAAAUUGGGACAUGGGCCGGUAUACCAAUUUCCAGCUCCCGCAUCCAGACCACCCAGAAGAGCGGCACACGGAAUGCGUGUACACGAUACAAUACUCGGGCAAGUAUCUCGUGAGCGGCAGCAGAGACAAGACGAUCCGAAUCUGGGACCUUGAUACCCAGCGCCUUGUGCAUCCUCCGCUUCAGGAACAUACUGGCUCGGUACUCUGUCUCCAAUUUGACGAACGGCCCGAAGAAGAUAUAUUGAUAACCGCUGGAAGCGAUUGUCGAGUAAUUCUAUGGCAGUUUUCCACUGGAAAGCUCAUCAAAAAGAUAGACCAAGCACACUCGGAAUCGGUGCUCAACCUCCGAUUCGACGAUCGGUAUUUGGUUACGUGCUCCAAGGACAAAACCAUCAAGGUCUGGAAUCGAAAAGAGCUUUGGCCGACCGAUGAUGCCUACCCUUCAUCUACCACGAGAUCCAAGGCGCAAUUCCCGCCCUACAUAAUCAACAUGCAACAUAUCACCGAGACGUCCCACCUGCAUUUCAAACCACUGCAGCCCUACUCUCUGCUCAUGACCAUGGAAGGACACGGGGCUGCCGUUAAUGCUAUCCAAAUCUAUGACGGUCAAAUCGUGUCGGCUUCAGGUGACCGGAACGUCAAAGUGUGGGAUGUACGCACGGGUGUCUGUCUGAUGACUUUCCCCGGUCACACCAAGGGAAUCGCUUGUGUCCAGUUCGAUGGGCGGCGAAUCGUCAGCGGGAGCUCCGACGAGACAGUGCGGAUAUUCGAUAGAGCAACCGGUGCUGAGGUGGCGUGUUUGCAAGGUCACACCAACCUUGUGCGGACGGUGCAGGCGCAAUUUGGUGACCUUCCUGGUAACGAGGAUGAGCUGGAAGCCGAGGCGAGGGCUGUUGACCGCCGCUUUUUUGAAGCGAAGAUAAAGGGGCUUGUCCCCGAGAAUCUAACAAGGGAUCGGCGACGUGUGCGAAACGCAGGCUCUCGCGAUCCAAGGUCUAUUCUGGCAUACGGUGCGAAGCUGCCUCCUGGCGGUGGUGGAAGCAAGUGGGCUCGCAUCGUCUCGGGCUCCUACGAUGAGACCAUCAUCAUCUGGAAGAAGAACGCAGACGGAAUUUGGGAAAAAUCAAAGGUUCUCUACCAGAACGAGGCCGUCAGGGCAGCUGGUGGAGGCCGUCGGCGCGUCCCCCAAAACCGUAAUCAAGGAGGCGUGGCCCUCCAACCCAACGGAACUGCUGCAACGAACUUCCAGGCCCUUGCUCACCAGGCUCAGGCCCAGGCCCAGGCUGCACACAAUUUGGCACAGCAAGCUUCACUCUUGCAUGCUGCUGCUCAGACAGCUCAGGGUCAAGCCGGACAACACACUAACGCAGGUCCUACUACUCAGACUGGAGCUCCCGCAACGAUGACUGGCAACCCAGUCAACCCAAUCCCUCCUCUAGGACAGCAAGCACCUCAAGUACAACAACAGCCGCCACAGCCACCCAUUCCAGCGGCAGGCGCGGCCGCCCCAGUUCCCCAAGGCUUAACGCCCGGACAAGCCGCCGCUGCCGCAGCAGCCGCAGCAGGCCCACACCACCACCAUCACCAUCACCACCACGCGCACCACCUCAACCAGCUCAACCACCCGCCGACCAACUCGCGCGUGUUCAAACUGCAGUUCGAUGCGCGGAGGAUCAUCUGCUGCUCGCAGGAUCCGACGAUUGUGGGAUGGGAUUUUGCGAAUGGGGAUCGCGAUAUCAUCGUUGCGAGUCGGUUCUUUGGGGAGAGCGGGUAGAAGUCUAGGGAGGGAAUUCAGCGCAGGUGGGAAGGAAGGCGAUGGUGUUGGAGGAACAUUUGAGUUUCAGGGACUAUGAGGAUUGUUUGGGUUUAGGGUUACGUCAGUGGACCCUUUCAAUCUGCUGCGUUUUGCGAGCACCGACUUUUGAGCUCUUGGUUCAGAUGGGCAUUUUCAGGCGUUCUUGAGGAUCACCAGGAUGGAAGCGAUGGCGUUGGGGCAGCGAAGGGCAACAGUGCUAUUGAGGGCGGGAUGGAUCCGAGAUAUUGCUAUCGGCUAUCCAUUGAUGUAUCUGUCUUGUAUAGCCAUGAUAUGAUAUUGAUAGCGUCAUUUGGCUAACUUUCAUGCUGCGAUGAGUGGACGUCUUCAUAAACAUAAAUCAGAGUGCG
This is a messenger RNA of Westerdykella ornata, 3479 nucleotides long. Its product is annotated as WD40 repeat-like protein. The transcript is spliced from 2 exons. The record is from RefSeq and is a predicted model, not a curated record. Gene Ontology annotation, cellular component: nuclear envelope; kinetochore; cytoplasmic microtubule. NCBI's taxonomy places the organism in Eukaryota, Fungi, Ascomycota, Dothideomycetes, Pleosporales, Sporormiaceae. Gene Ontology annotation, molecular function: dynein complex binding; microtubule plus-end binding. Bases 310 to 3090 code for a protein of 926 amino acids. Gene Ontology annotation, biological process: nuclear migration; vesicle transport along microtubule; establishment of mitotic spindle orientation.